GUGGACGCUAAAUAAUGUAAACAAAAUAUAACACGGUUCAAAACAAUUGAUUAAAUACGGUCGAAAAUACCAAGUGAACAGAAUUAUGUUCUAAAUAAAUAUUUAAUUCUAAACCAAGAUGGAUAAAGCAUAGUAUUGUAAAGCAGAGUAACAAUCAAGAUAUAAAUUGCAACCCUGCUGUCAACGUAUUUUUCCGUUUCACUUUGUUUUGUCAGUAACAGCUGUUCAACUGCAAUUGAGAAUUCCUUGAUUAAAAACAAAAAAAAAAACUGUUGCAGAUCUCUGGUUGCAGCGUACAUAAUGGAUCAAUUUGAUAGUGAAAGCUACUGGAAUCGUUCGUCGAGCAGAGGGUUCAGUUUCGACGAUGAUGAGGAUGUUCAAGGUGUAACUGCUGCUGGCAGUAAUGUGAAUGUGAACAAUAUACUUAAUGACUACGAUACGAUCUCAGAGGCGAGCUUCGACAAUAGCGCUGCAGGCAGUGCACUUAAUCUGUCAAUAAAAUCUGUAAUCUCUGAGGAAGCAUUAAAAAUGCUAAUCCAAGAACAAACACUUGAUGACCGUAUAAUGUCGAAGGGUGUUGCGCCGGAAGAGGAGUUGCGUUUGCUACGCAGGCAAAUACAAACCACUUUUUACAAUCCCUCACCAGAAGCCACCGCGUAUAAACUAUUGCUUGGCAAAUGUGCGUCUUUGGAAGUAUUUAAAUCUAUGCACGAAAAAGAGCAAUUGUUAGAUGCAGUGCUGAAGUGUGGCGGCGGUGAUGCCGUUAUAGGUGUGCUACUUUUCUUAAAAAAGACAUUAAAUCACAAAAAUUUUCUCAAAAUUCUCGAACAAAGACCACAAGCCUUGCAAAGCUAUAUUGGCUAUCUGCAGCAGCGACAGAGCCAAGAAGCUGUCGAAGUGCUACAACACUUUGGCAAACAUCAAGAAGCAUCAUUAAUACAAUUUAAAUCUGCUAUGACCUGUAAUAAUCUGCAACAACGCAAACAAAAAUUGUUACAACUACUCGAUCAAUAUAGCGGUGACAUGGGUGUGGUGAGCGUCUAUUUACCACACUUUGAAGCAGCAUUAAAGCUGCUUGAGCUGAUCGAGAAAGAGCGAAAUACAUUGGACAAUCUGGUGGAUAUAAACUCAACCCCCAUUGAGGUGCUAUAUCAAUGCUGCCGUAAGCACAGCAACUGGAAGGAACAGGAUUUGACACGAGCUACAUCACCUUUUCGUCUGAGUGCCGAUCUCCAUAUUUCACCAGCGCAAUUCGAAUGGACUGCUUUGAAUGAACGCGCAAAUGCGCAGGCCUACGCUGAUUUGGAGAGUGUUUUCGAACGUGUGCCUGCUUGGCUACCGCUGAAACAGAAACAAUUUCACAUAAGUUUCUCAUUAGAAUUGGCAGUGCUUCGUCUAUAUGCGUUGCAAGCGCCCACGAGCGUGCUGUACAUGUUCCUAUCGAAGAUGAGUAAUACGACGGAAAAAUUGGAGCUAGCUAAGCGUGUUAAGUGCGUGCGUGCGGUUGUCGAUGCUUUAGCUGGCAUGAAGGAUGCAAAUCAAUUGACGCAACUAAAAGACAGUUUGCCGGAGCGUUCAGAGGAGCAAUUCUAUUGUGAAAAAGCGUUGAAAACGCUGCAAACAAAGCGUUGGACCACGGAUAAUAUUAAGUUGAAAUUAUAGUGCGGAGUAAUAUUUAUUUGUGUAUGAUUUGAAUCUCGGACAACUGCACAUGGUUUUUAAAAAAUUAUUACCAGCGAUAUAUUAAUAAGCGUAAAUAUAUAUUUUUGUUCAAUGCAAUUAAGUUGAAAAAAAAAAUAUUUGAAAAGGUAUGCACAACUAUUUUUUACGAAAUUCAUUUUAUUAUUUAGGAAAAAACGUUUAUUUUUUAUUUAAAUUUCUUGAUAUUACUAUAUUUUAUGAUGUUUAUGGUAUGUUUUAUGUCUGUACUUGUUUAUUCGCAAAUUCUUUGCUGAACUCCUACAGUUUUAAUCGCAUGUUUUUCUAUUUUUUGUAACUGGAAAUUUCCAAGAUCACAAGCUGUCAACGUACAAAACCGUUGUGUUUAUGGAUGUGUACAGAUUUGGUUAUGUUUUGUUUUGUCUUUUUUUUUAGUUACUGUACUUAUGACUGUAUUAUUGUUUCAAUUUGAAUUUUUAUACAUUAUUUUAUAUGCAAAUUAUUAACUAAAUGAUCAUUUGUGUAAAAAAUGUAAAGCAGUUUUAUUUUUGCAAAAUAUUUUAGGCAAAAAAAUGUGAAAUUUAUACGUUGAAAAACGUUCACUAAAGCAAUGCAAGUUUGACUAUAUAGUUACUACAAGUUUUUUACUUUUUCUCUUUUGUAUUAUAUUUUAAUUUAUUAUUUGCUAGGCGCGUUAAGCGUAAAGCACAAGUCGCUAGACAAAGCGAACUUAGAAACUAACUUAAAUUUUCAAUUUAAAGUUGCAUUUACCAAUUUUUAUUUACUUUUCACUAACGGUAUAUAUUUAACUAUGUGCUUCAGAAAGUAAUUGGUUAUUUAUCUACUUGGUAUUUUUCUUUGAAAUACCUCAGAUUUGAGUUUUUGAAAUUGUGUAUGUUGAUAAUAUUUAGUGGGUGCCUUAUACAUGUCUAUGUAGUUGUAUGUAUAUGUAUUAUUUAAAAUAGCGGAAGUAAAAAUAGGUGAAAAAGGAGAUUUUUACAUAUAAUAAAAUGGAAUAUACAUAAACGCGGAAGGAAAAUUUCUUAUGAAAAAUUUGGAAAAUAAACCAAGAAAUAAAAUUUUACGGAAAUACAGCUUUGAGUUAAGCUAAAAAGUUAAUGACAGAGGACCUCUAGAUAUUAAGCGUUCGACAAUUGAGAGAUUUGUUACUAAAAAUUUUAGUUUACUAAUAAAAAAUAUUUCAAAAUAUAAAAACAUACUAAACUUGAGAAUUAAGGGUUGCGGAUUUUGAAAUAAAAAAAAUUUGGAUUAAUAAUUAGAUUUGGAAUUGAAACUUUUUUUU
Messenger RNA from Bactrocera dorsalis (oriental fruit fly), 2962 nucleotides. RefSeq names its product vacuolar protein sorting-associated protein 16B (gene Vps16B). The transcript has 2 exons. The record is from RefSeq and is a predicted model, not a curated record. Gene Ontology annotation, biological process: intracellular protein transport; vacuolar transport. Gene Ontology annotation, cellular component: cytoplasm. Bases 301 to 1662 code for a protein of 453 amino acids. NCBI's taxonomy places the organism in Eukaryota, Metazoa, Arthropoda, Insecta, Diptera, Tephritidae.